AAGAAAACAAGUAAACAUUCUCAAGUCUCGCGUAUUUCACCUAUUUUCAUUCUUAUUAAUUCUCGAAACCUCUUCCUUCUUCUUCUCCAAACACACCCUAGUGAAUUAAAAAAGUAAUAUAUAGAUGUUCUUAGCUGAUUGAAAUAGCCAAAACCCAGCUCUGUUCUUCUUCAAACCGAAGUUUCCAACUUCACUGAGUCUUAACAUCUGAGCUCGUUUUUAUCCAAAAAGUUCAGAUUUUUGUUGUUGUUGUUGUUGUUGUUGUUGUUGUUGUUGAGUUUUUGGGUAUAGGGUGUUUACGAUUUAUCUUUCGAUUCCGAUGUUGUCCAAAAGUGUUUUUACUGUCUCUUUUGUAAUCAUUUUGUUGUACGGAAGCUUGUCUUUCGAAGUCGAAGGGAUUGGUGUGAACUGGGGCUCACAGGCGAGUCAUCCGCUACCUCCGGCGACGGUGGUGAGGCUUCUCCGUGAAAACGGAAUCCAAAAGGUUAAACUUUUCGAGGCCGACACGAAGAUUCUCAGAGCUUUAAGUCGGUCGGGGAUUCAGGUUAUGGUCGGAAUCCCUAACGACUUACUUGCUCCUUUAGCUGGAAGCGUUGCAGCCGCAGAGAGAUGGGUUUCUCAGAAUGUGUCUGCUCAUGUCUCCUCCAAUGGCGUCGAUAUCAGGUAUGUGGCAGUUGGGAAUGAGCCUUUCCUAAAGGCAUUCAACAAAACAUUUGAGAGCAUAACUCUUCCUGCUCUUCAGAAUAUACAAUCUGCACUCAUCAAAGCCGGUCUAGCUACUCAGGUGAAAGUCACAGUGCCGCUUAACGCGGAUGUGUAUCAAAGUGCGUCUAAUCUGCCUUCGGAUGGAGAUUUCAGGCCUGAUAUCAGGGAUCUCAUGAUCGAGAUCGUUAAGUUUCUGAGUGAUAACCAAGCUCCAUUCACUAUCAACAUCUACCCUUUCAUCAGUCUCUACGAGGACCCGAAUUUCCCAGUGGAGUUUGCUUUCUUUGAUGGAACAGGUACUCCUAUAAACGACAAUGGAAGAAUCUACGACAAUGUUCUUGAUGCAAACUACGAUACACUCGCGUGGUCGUUGCAGAAGAAUGGAUUUGGGAACUUGUCUAUUAUUGUUGGGGAAGUUGGGUGGCCAACGGAUGGAGAUAAAAACGCAAACAUGCAGUACGCGAGGCGGUACAAUCAAGGGUUUAUGAACCGUCAAAAAGCUGGUAAAGGAACACCUAUGAGACCUGGCCCAAUGGAUGCUUACUUGUUCAGUCUUAUCGAUGAAGAUGCUAAAAGCAUUCAGCCAGGAAACUUUGAGAGACAUUGGGGGAUUUUUUACAUUGAUGGACAGCCUAAGUAUCAGCUCAGUCUUGGAAACGGUAAUGGGCUGAUCCCGGCUAAGGAUGUGCAGCAUAUGGCAAAGAAAUGGUGUAUUCUUGCUCCAUCAGCUAAUCUUCAGGAUCCUCAACUAGGACCGAGCGUGAGCUAUGCUUGUGACCAUGCUGAUUGCACCAGUCUUGGGUAUGGCUCCUCUUGUGGUAACCUGAACCUAGCACAGAAUGUUUCGUAUGCGUUCAAUAGCUAUUACCAGGUAAGUGAUCAGCUUGACAGUGCGUGCAAGUUCCCGGGUCUAUCUGUGAUCAGUGCCAGGGAUCCUUCUGUUGGGAGUUGCAAAUUCAAGAUAAUGAUCAAGUCAGAUUCUUCAGAUUGUGAAGCAAGUGCCAGGAUGCCUUUAACACGAUCAAUGGCAGUGUUGCUACUCAUCUCGAUGUGUCUGUAUAUUGUUCUGUGAAUACUGAAGAAAUUUCGAUGGGUUUGAUUAUUUCUUUUUUUUUUUGUGGCAAAACUUUGGUGUUUAUUGGUGAAACUAUAAAGAUACACUCAGAUUUAUGUAUUUCUUACCUGUUUGAUCUCUUGUUUCUCGGGAGCUGUUUGGUGUUCACCGUUUAUACUUUGCUUUUCUUGUUUGU
This is a messenger RNA of Eutrema salsugineum, 1955 nucleotides long. RefSeq names its product glucan endo-1,3-beta-glucosidase 5. NCBI's taxonomy places the organism in Eukaryota, Viridiplantae, Streptophyta, Magnoliopsida, Brassicales, Brassicaceae. The transcript has 2 exons. Gene Ontology annotation, molecular function: hydrolase activity, hydrolyzing O-glycosyl compounds. Bases 320 to 1777 code for a protein of 485 amino acids. The record is from RefSeq and is a predicted model, not a curated record. Gene Ontology annotation, cellular component: plasma membrane. Gene Ontology annotation, biological process: carbohydrate metabolic process.